Messenger RNA from Anopheles darlingi, 2067 nucleotides. It is a transcript of the gene ergic53, whose product is annotated as protein ERGIC-53. Gene Ontology annotation, molecular function: D-mannose binding. Gene Ontology annotation, cellular component: Golgi membrane; endoplasmic reticulum membrane; COPII-coated ER to Golgi transport vesicle. Bases 84 to 1652 code for a protein of 522 amino acids. NCBI's taxonomy places the organism in Eukaryota, Metazoa, Arthropoda, Insecta, Diptera, Culicidae. The record is from RefSeq and is a predicted model, not a curated record. Gene Ontology annotation, biological process: endoplasmic reticulum to Golgi vesicle-mediated transport; Golgi organization; endoplasmic reticulum organization. The transcript has 6 exons.
GAGGUGUGUUGUUGGCAGAGCGGGCACGUAUACAAAAGAUUCGGCCCCGCGAGCGGUCUCGGAAAUUUCGGCAAUUCGCGAAAAUGGCUUCGAAAGGGUUCACGUGCGGCGAAUCAGCGGCCCGCUGGCUGUUCCUACUCCUUUCCCUGGCCACUCUGACCACUCGGCUGGCCAGCGUAAGCGGAAAUACGGCGGGGAUGGUGCACCGGCGGUUUGAGUACAAAUAUUCGUUCAAACCCCCCUACCUGGCGCAGAAGGACGGCACGGUGCCGUUUUGGGAGUACGGUGGUCAUGCAAUCGCCAGCUCGGAAAACGUGCGUAUUGCCCCUUCGCUGCGGAGUCAAAAGGGAGCUAUUUGGACGAAACAGAAGACGAACUUCGACUGGUGGGAGGUGGAGAUCGUGUUCCGAGUGUCCGGACGAGGUCGCAUCGGAGCGGACGGUCUGGCAUUCUGGUACACAGCCGAAAAGGGAAGCUAUAUCGGAGAUGUAUUCGGUUCUUCGGAUCAAUGGGUUGGACUCGGUAUUUUCUUCGAUUCCUUCGAUAACGAUAACAAGCACAACAAUCCGUACAUUUCGGCCGUAUUGAACGACGGUACGCGACAGUUUGACCAUCAAAACGAUGGUGGCACUCAACUUCUGUCCGGGUGUUUGCGAGACUUCCGUAACAAACCAUUCCCGACGCGUGCCAAGAUCGAGUAUUACAACAAUAUCCUCACCGUGCUGUUCCACAACGGUAUGACGAACAACGAUCAGAACUACGAGAUGUGCUUCCGAGCGGAAGGCGUGGUGCUACCGAAGACCGGCUACUUCGGGCUGUCGGCGGCCACAGGCGGUUUGGCUGACGAUCACGAUGUGUUCCACUUCCUCACCACCUCGUUGCACAUACCGGGCCAGUUCAAGGAGGAACCGGCGCAGGGAGAAGAUGCGGCUAAAUUGACCCAGGAGUACCAAGACUAUCAGAAGAAGCUUGAACUGCAGAAGGAAGAGUACCGCAAGGAGCAUCCCGAUGAGCAGAAGGACGAUCUGGACAGUUUGUUCGAGGACUUUAACGAACGAGAACUACGUCAGAUCUGGGAAGCGCAGACGAACACGUUCGAACAGCUCCGUAUGCUGAGUAGCAAGUUGGACGAGGUGAUCGGUCGCCAGGAGCGAACUCUGGGGUUGCUUUCGGUCUCAGCCAAGCCUGGCGAUGGAACGGGAAUGCCACCGCCACAAAUUGGGGCUGGUGGUGGUGCUGGAGGAUCGAUUAUGCGACACGAGGUUGAUGCCUUGCUGCAGAAUCAGAACGUGAUGGUACAGACGGUGCGCGAGAUUCGUUCCAUCAUUGGCGAGGUACACGCACGAACGGACAACAUUCUCACCAACCAGGCUCGUGCGCCAACCGCACAGAUUCAGGGCGGUGGAUACGACAUCCAAAGUUUGAUGAACGAAAUGCGUGACGGCAUGAACCAAGUACGACAAGGAGUAGCUGGUGUUUCGCAGAGGCUUCAAAACCAACCAGCCGGGGCGCAGGGGUUGGCACAGUGUCCAACACAAAACUGUCUCAGUUUGACCUCCUUCCUCGUUGUGAUCGUAGUACAGUUGCUCGUGAUGCUUGGUUACAGCAUAUACAAAGGAAGCCGAGAUGCGCAGGCGAAAAAGUUUUAUUAGAUAGCCAAACCUACAACGUGAACUGAUAAUCGAAUGGUGAAGUGAGCACGCCAUACAGCACGCAAAACGAUCAAAUCUAGCUAAACAGUGGUCAAACCGGGUCGAACUUCUUGUGGCAACUUGAUGCGGCUGAGCGCGGCAGGCAGGCAUUCCCUUAAGAAAAACAGCUUUGACAGUACGUGCUAGUAAGAACGAACCUUCCAUGGCCCAUUUGAUUACAUUAGACAGCAACAGAGUCCGCGCCCGUGGCAUGCACCGUAGCAUGGCAGCAUCAUCUUGUAACGUUUACGCGGAUCUACCGAGAUUGAUUUUUUGCUCUCGGCGAUAUGUAGCGCAGUGGAAGGAGAAUGAAAAGUGUGAAAAAUAGUCUUGUUUUAAAUAUAAAAUUUCUUUUUUUUCGUUUCGUUUCUCGGAA